AUGAAGUUUCCAAACUUUAAGGCAGAAAUUUCUAUAACUUCAAUUUUAUCAUCAAAAAUUAAUUUGGGAGCUUUGAUGGAUGAAUUUUACAAUUGAAAAAUCAGAAAAUGCAAUGACUGAUUAUGUAAAAUUACUAAACCUUUAUUCACUUUUGGAGAAAUCAGUCUUAAGAGAGAGUUUUGGAUAAAUCUGCAUAUGGAAUUUUUAUAA
Blepharisma stoltei is the source of this 210-nucleotide messenger RNA. Lineage: Eukaryota; Ciliophora; Heterotrichea; Heterotrichida; Blepharismidae. The record is from the annotation of a GenBank genome assembly.